Messenger RNA from Peronospora matthiolae, 1575 nucleotides. NCBI's taxonomy places the organism in Eukaryota, Oomycota, Peronosporomycetes, Peronosporales, Peronosporaceae. The record is from the annotation of a GenBank genome assembly.
AUGACGUCGGCCUUCGAGUACCUCGUGGACCGCAGUGUCGGGCUCCCGAGCUGCGCGUACCGUGACAACCUGCACGCUCGUCACUCACGCGAACUGUUGCAACUGUCUCCGACCAACUACAUUUUCCGCCAAGGCAUGCGCGUGUGGAGCUGUGCGUUAGACCCGACGGAGCAUCGGUACCUUUUAAUUGGUACCGCCCAGUCGCAAUUGGUACUGUUUGAUCUCGAAACCCUAGACGAUGCCGACCGAACCGGGACCCCUACGUACAACACAAUGAACCCGCUAAGUCCGAUUUCGAUCGCACGAGCUCCAAAUGGACCGUCGCUGACACACGGCCUUCAAUUGGGUAUUUCGAUGGUCGAUUGGUACCCCGUUGAUAGUGGUUUGUGUAUCACGAGCUCUUUUGAUGGACAUGUACAGGUAUGGGAUGCCGAACGAUUAUCUUGUGUCAGUACGUUUCCACUGCGGCGCAAAGUGUUUGGAGCCAAGUUCUCGCCUAGUGGUACAACCCACACUUUGGUUGCUGCGGCGACUGCAAAUGGCGAAGUGCGACUGGUGGAUAUUGCGAGUCACGCCACUGCUCAUAGUCUAUUGGGUCACAAAGACGAAGUUUGGACGCUUGACUGGGCACCCGGUAGUGAAUUUACACUUGUAACGGGGUCCAGAGACGGAGAAAUUCGACUCUGGGAUAUCCGACGGUCGGGAGCGACAGCUUGUCUCCUGUGUUUUGACUAUCAAGGGCACGCGAGUGUACCGGGCAGGUCAAGUUUGUACACGAACAUACAGCGAGAGAAGGGUCCAAUGUCUUUGACUGCGGCUGCUACUGCUGCUACGCGGAAUAAACGACGCCGUGUGGGUGGUGGUGCGUCUGAAGUGCAGCUGAGAGAACGACAUCGAGUAAGAGUGAGAGUGGAGAGCCAUCGUGAAUCAAUGCAAAAAGUGACAGCGUUGCAACAGAAACGAAACGAUCCACAUGCUGCAGCGACAACGUCGUUAGCGGUCGCUCACAAUGGAGGAGUGACGAGUCUAGCGUAUACGCCAGAUGGGCGGUUUUUGUUGAGUCGUGGCAUGGACAAUAAGCUUCGGUUAUGGAACGCCACAUCCGGUGAACAUCAAUUUAUGAACUACCAUGGCGUGCAACGAGCGCAACCUCGUGCUGCGAGAAAUAUACAGAUGGCCAUCGCGCAAGAAGGUGGGGCUUAUGAGACGACGGUAGUGUUCGUUCCGAACGGGGCAGAUGGUGCCCUAGCAUCGUAUCGCGUUUUUGGUGAAAGCGGUGUUCCAUUAGGGUCGGCUACAGCUCAUUAUCAGCAAGUAACGGCGUGUUUGUAUCGAAAAUCGACACGGGAGCUCUAUUCAGCAGGCGAAGAUGGACUUAUCAUGAAGUGGAAACCUCCACCCGUUGAUUUGUAUCCUCAAGUACCAGAAGAUGUCAGUGGUGAUGUGCAAACGAUAAGUGGUGGAUCAACUGCCGAUGCUAGUGCUGCGAUCGGCGAUACUGAUGCAUGGAGCGACGAUGAGCAAGAAGAGACAAACCAUCGAUUCAUCCCACCUAUUCUGCGCGAUGACAUAUAG